Messenger RNA from Myiozetetes cayanensis, 5975 nucleotides. RefSeq names its product NEDD4 binding protein 2 (gene N4BP2). Gene Ontology annotation, molecular function: ubiquitin binding. Lineage: Eukaryota; Metazoa; Chordata; Aves; Passeriformes; Tyrannidae. The record is from RefSeq and is a predicted model, not a curated record.
CUCGCCCCGCCCGAGUCGCCCCUUCCGCGGCCGCAGCCCCGCGGCCGCCGCCGGUGACAGCGAGCGGAGCUGAUCGAGCCGAGCCGAGCCGAGCGAGGUUUUCUUUGCCUUAUUUCCCACAUGAUGGAACAAAUCUGUUCUUGACCAGCAUGGAUAUGUAGACCUUUUCAAGAUGGUUAAAAACUGUGGUGAAGAACCAAGUGGAAUGGCAAGAGGAAGAAUCCACUUCUGCUGAUGUUUGAUUGCUAUGCUGGGAGGUAUGGUUUCCUGACAGAAGAGUGGAUUAUAUUUUGUAACAGCAGAUCUUUAUUAAAUGUGCCAUCAGUGGUGGUUUUGGAAAGAUGAGAAGACACCUAUUGCAGAACAAUUCCGUGAAGCUGAAAAUGUCUGGUAUUUCUGUUAUAUCUAUCCCAGUUAUGAGAGCUUUUUUUGGGACUUUUGAACCUGGUGCUGUCAACCUCAUGUGAACAAACCAAAACAAAAAGCACGCUGUUUUUUAGACAACAAAAUGCCACGGAGAAGGAAAACUGGUGGGAGUCCUUCUCAGAAGAAUGGCAAUUCUGACAGAUCUGCUCUUGCUGUAUCCCAAGGGGACCCAAGCCACUCAAUGUCUCAAGCAGUGCAUUAUGUCAAUAAGGAAGAGCUUUUCAACAGCAUGUCAGAGAUGUUUUCUAUUCUAGAUCCUAGUGUGGUUUACAUGGUUCUGUCUGAAUGCGAUUUUAAAGUAGAAAAUGCUAUGGAUCAUCUUCUAGAGCUGUCCACCCAUGCCAAAGGAGUAGCAUCUUCAAAAACCUUGGGUUUUGAUUCAGCAGCAGCAUCAUUAGCUCUUGUUAAUCAGCAAAGAUCUGUUGCAAAUGAAAGAAUGGGGGAAAGUACUGCAGAACAAAGUAAACCUGGAGAAGCCAUAGAAAAUGUCCUGUCAUCUGAUGUGCAGCUGACUGAAGAACUGGAUUCCUUAAUAGAAAAUGCCUUUCAGAGUUACAGCUUGAGUGAUGAAUUACCUAAUUCUGCAAAUGACCAAACAGUACAUAAGCACACUGUGGAACACCAUGGCUUAAUUGAAUUUCCCGAGUGGGGAAAAUCUGAUUCAGCCCUACUUUUUCCACAGCAAACAGAGACAAAUAGUGAGGUUUUAGAAAACUUCUGUUUUCAGCCACCAAUGAGUCAGCUGAGCAUCCAGACAAGCUCACCAGCUGCAUCAGACACUUUUACACAGAUAAUGGAAGAUUCUGAUGCGUUGGAAAUACAUGAUCAACAUGAGGUAUCUUCAGAAGUGUAUAAACUAUCAAAUGGAGAAAUAUGUGAAAAUUCUGAUCAGGCACAAGAUAGUGUUUUGGAUCAAAGUGGUGUCACUGCUGUUCCUGGUGAGUCCUCCCAAAGCCCUCUGGAACUUGGAGUAGCUGUCACUGGAGAUCCUAGUUCAAGGUGCCAGGAACAGCACAAAGAAGUAGUGACUGUCUUUAACAGCUACCAGAGCCCUUCUCUUCCAGAGGCAUGUGUCUCUCUUGAAACAUCCAGUUUGGAAACACAAAAACCUGCAGAUGUUCAGCAAACCCAGCUGGCUUAUAACUUAAAUUCUUCUACACCAUCAGGUCAAUCACAACAACAGUGGAAUCUCAUGGCUCCUGUGUUUUAUCCAUCCAGUAGAAGUCAUAGCUUUGUAGUCCCUGUGGUUGCCAGUCCAGGGCAGUGGAGACCUGGUUCAGACUACAGGGCUUCGGAAAAAGGACUUUUUGUUUCCUCCCCAGUGGUUUCAAGUGCCUGGGAUAGCAACCCUUCUCUGAAGGUAUGGGGAAAUCAAGAUAGAAACUCAAAAUUGAACCUCUCGCAAGUACAGCAACCUCGUGUUUGUCCCAUGAUGAGAAAAAAGAUGCAUCUUAUAGGUCAAGUACUUGUUCUUCUCAGAGGUGUUCCAGGAUCAGGAAAAUCAUAUUUGGCAAGGAAUUUGCUUGAGGAUAACCCAGGUGGAAUCAUUCUUAGUACUGAUGAUUACUUUAAUAAAAAUGGACAAUACCAUUAUGAUCCCAAUUGCUUAGGGGAAGCACAUGACUGGAACAGGAAACGAGCCAAAGAAGCGUUUGAAAUGGGAAUCUCUCCUAUAAUAAUAGACAACACAAACAUACAAGCAUGGGAGAUGAAACCUUAUGUUAUUUUGGCUCAGCAGUUCAAAUAUGAAGUAAUUUUCCGAGAACCAGACACUUGGUGGAAGUUUAAACCAAAAGAACUUGAAAGACGAAACAUUCAUGGUGUAUCUAAAGAAAAGAUCAAAAGAAUGUUGGAACGAUACGAACGCUGCCUUACUGUUAGAUCAAUACUGGAUUCUUCAGUUCCAGACAAAUCAGAAGCUGCUGGUUGGAGUGAAGAUCCUUUUCAGGAGGAAAGCCAUAGAAAGAGAGAGGCGCAUUCUGAUGCAAAGGAAGAACCACCUUUUGCUUCUGAUGUGGAGCCUCUUGAAUUAGCUGAAGUUGAUAAAACUUCUCCCAGUACUUCUCUAACAUUAGAAAGUAGCUGUGAUCCUGAACAUUUUCAGCAAGAGGAAAAAGAAAUGGAAAAUAACUCAGUGGGACACAAUUCUGAGAACAGCGCUGUUCAAGAUGAAUUGGAAGUCUGUUUAUCAGAGUGCAUCGAAAAAGAGCUGCCCUUGGAGAAGAAAGAAGAAAAGGGAGAAAAAGCAGAAAAAAAUCCUGAAACAGAAAUAGAUGAAGUUGCUGUGAUCACAGCUGAAGAGACUGUGCAUACAGGAGGAGCUGAGGAACACAGUGAUAACAACACUGUCAGUGUGCAAACUGCAGUUGAACAAUCGGGUUCCGUAUGUGUGGAACCAAAAUCAACACAAACUAGUAACACAGUGGAACCAAGCAGUUCAGCUGCUGACACAUCAGGAAAACCCGAACUACUGAAUUUCCUGGGUGACUGGCCUGUAGAACAAACAAUGGGACAGAGAGUCAAAAGAUCUAGAAGACUAGAAAAAUCUUCUCUGAAGAGUGAUAAGGAAGGUGAAACUCAAAGUCGGCAGCAUACUGAGAUAGGUAAAGAGCAAGUGGGCCUGCCUGAGACAUGUAGUGUUGAGAAAGGACAUGAGGAAGAAAAUCUAGACUCUAGCUGCUCCUCUGUUAGUUCAGAUAAAGUUACACUGGAAUUGGAAAUGGGAGGACAUUGGCCUAUCUCAGCCUCAUUAGAACAGAGACAACAAAGGUCAAGGAGAAUGAGAACGACAAAUCAGUCCGAUGAAGGUAGAAAUACUGAAGGUGACAUUGACAUAAAUGCUCUUGAGACUGUAGAUGUGCUUUGUGGGACACCUGCAGAGCAACCAGAUAUAAAGAGUUUUCCUCUGCACCAAGAUGAAAUAGUAGCCAGUGAAACAGUAGGUGAGGAAAAAAGCCAGCAAAAUAAGAGAACAAAGAAGCAUCACAGGUUAGCCCUCACUUUUACAAACAACAUUUUGCCCCAUCCCAAAGAAGAGGACCUCUUGUCUAACCUUAACGCAACAGAAGAGAAACAGGACACAUGCUUAUGUAGACAAAAAAGCAGCUAUUCACAGACUGAAUCACAGGACUUUGCUCUUCUGUGGAGAUUAGAAAAGAAAAUGCUUUUUCCUGAGACUGCCAAAGUAUUGCAUGGCAGACUAGAUGGCUUCAAACCCAAACACAUAGAUAAUGCCUCAGAUUCUCAGGAAAAAAUACCGUAUCGAGUUACGUAUGAUAAAAGUACAUUUGUAGAAGAAAGUGAACUUACCAGUAUUGAUGACUCUGAAAAGCUGGAUACGCUGUGUAAGCUUUUUGAGUCUGUUUCAUUUGAAGCUCUGAAAGAUCUCUAUGAAAGAUGUAACAAAGACAUAGACUGGGCCACAGGUUUGCUGUUAGACUCUGAAGAAAAGCUGUGCAAAGCUGUUGAUACCGAAUGCUUUCAAGUGAGAGAAGUUGAGCCAGUUGACGCAGACCUUGAUUUCAAGGCAAGUACAAACUAUGAUGAGAAUCUCAAAGACAGUGAACAAACGACACAAGUAAUUGGGGCUGGUGGUAUCUCUGAGGCUUCAGAAGACAAGAACUCAUCACUCAGCAUUGCAGAAAGUAGGGCUGCCAAGGCAGUUGUGACAGAUGCUGAUGUGUCUGACUCAUUCACUGCUACCUCACUGAAUGAUUCAGGGGAACUGAAAAAUUCCACGGAUGCAGCCCGUAGAACUGACACAUGCAACUCAGCAGCUGGUGUCACUGAGCUGUCCACUUCAGGAAAGCAAACUGUAGAGUCCGAGAGGCUUGUUGAAGAAACUGUAAAUAAGCCAUCACUUUUACAACUUGAUGCAGGCUUCUGUACUGAAUUAAAUGAUGAAAGUGACAUUAAUCCUUCAGAAAGCAAUGCAGAGAAUUCCAAAGUGACUGCUUCGUUACUGGGGAUGGAUCAUGCCCUUCUGGUCUGUCCUAGAAGCGAUAAAGAAAUGGAGGUAGAUAAAGAAACCCAGGAAAGUACUGAGGAGUUAUGUGGUAAAGAAGAAAUUGAAAGUCCAAGCUGGUCUGCAGCUAAAGCCAAGAGACAAAGCCCAGGAUCACAUGCAGCUUUCAAUAUAGAUUGUCUAGAACUAACAUUACCUCCUGAACUGGCACUCCAGCUGAAAGAGAUAUUUGGGCCUGUUGGCAUUGAUGCAGGAUCACUGACUGUUGAGGAUUGUGUGGUUCACAUUGAUCUAAAUUUGGCAAAAGUGAUUCAUGAAAAAUGGAAAGAAUCUAUUCUGAAACGUCAGAGGAGAGAUGAAUCAUGUCCUACUGUGAUUCAGCAAAUAGAUACAGAUGACUCAGAAAUGCUGCUAUCUCAGAAUGCAGAGAGUAAAAUACAGAAGAAAAAAAUGAGCUGGGCUUCAGGCACAUCUAAUGACAUACAGAUGAAAACAGCAACAUCAGACGUUUUCCCUUUUAUGGAUCACUGGAAUGCUCAGAUUCAGAAAGUUUCUCUCAGGCAGAUAAUUUCUGAAGAACUAGCUAUGCAGGAGAAACAGGACAUGAAUCGUGUUCCUUCUAUGGCUAGAAAAGACUGUGCUGCUAAACUAAAGGAGAAGCAACUUUUUGAGAUGUUUCCAACUAUUAAUCAGAGUUUCUUAAUGGAUAUCUUCAGGGACAACAACUACUCUUUAGAACAAACUGAACAGUUUCUGAACUGUGUCCUGGAGGCAGAUCCUGUAAAAACAGUUAUAGCUCAAGAAAGUGUUCAGCAAAAUGAAGUUGUUACUUCCUACAGUGCAAAGAAUCGGGAGAAGAAGGCAAAAAAAAGUAAGGAAGAGGAUGAUCCUUUGAGUGAAAUAUUUCAAGACUUUGAGUACCCACAAUAUGAUGAUUUAAGAGCAGAAGCUUUUUGUCACCAGCAAAAGAGAAAAGAAUGUUUGAAAAAGGCUGGGGAGGCCUAUCGGAUGGGUAUGAAGCCUGUGGCAGCAUUUUAUGCACAUCAGAGUCGCCUUCAUGAGCAGAAGAUGAAGGAAGCCAACCAUGCUGCUGCUGUGCAAAUCUUUGAGAGAGUAAAUACUUCACUGCUGCCUAUGAAUGUGUUGGAUUUGCAUGGUCUCCAUGUGGAUGAAGCUGUGAAUCAGUUGUCCAGAGUGCUGCAGGAAAAAAGUGAAGAGCACCAGCAGACUGGUGGUAAACCAUAUCUCACUGUCAUCACGGGAAGAGGAAGCCAUAGUCAGGGAGGAGUUGCUCGCAUCAGACCAGCAGCUAUCAGAUACCUCACAACCCACAACUUCAGGUUCACAGAAAUAAAACCAGGCUGCCUGAAAGUCAUGCUCAUUUGAGGAGUUGUGGAGAAGAGGAAUAUAGAAACUGAGGUGUUGGAUUACAGCCGGAUUGUAGAAAAAAGACCGAUGUUUUUUGAACAACUGUACUAGUAUUUUGUAAUCUGUUUUAAAGGAUGAUAUUUUAUUAGAAAUUAUUUCGAUUUACAGUAAGUGGUUUUGUCAAAAUGUUUCCAAUAAAAUUUUUGUGUGAAAUGGA